Antechinus flavipes (yellow-footed antechinus) is the source of this 1434-nucleotide messenger RNA. It is a transcript of the gene HHLA2, whose product is annotated as HERV-H LTR-associating 2. The coding region runs from base 49 to 1287 and encodes 412 amino acids. Lineage: Eukaryota; Metazoa; Chordata; Mammalia; Dasyuromorphia; Dasyuridae. The transcript is spliced from 8 exons. Gene Ontology annotation, biological process: immune response; positive regulation of T cell proliferation; cell surface receptor signaling pathway. Gene Ontology annotation, cellular component: external side of plasma membrane. The record is from RefSeq and is a predicted model, not a curated record.
AACCUACUUUCCACUGGAGGUUCUUAACAAAUAUGUUCUGUAGAAAUCAUGAAGAUAAAGCCACUACUUAAUUUUUAUCUUCUGAAUGUUAUUGUACAACCUCUGAUUGGAUUCAAUGAUAAAAUCUUCUUUGAUUCUAAAACGGUUAUUAAAUCUACAACUACUGUUGUUGGAAGGCUUUAUGAAGAUGUGAUCAUUCCUUGUUCAUUUAAGAGAGGGUCCAAUAUAGUGAUUCACUGGAUGAGAGAUGAAAAGUAUUUACACAGCUUCUUCAAACAAAGUGACUAUCUGAAAAACCAAGACUCCAUUUAUGAAAACAGGACAUCUCUUUUUUCCAAUGAAAUCAACAAUGGAAAUGCCUCACUAAAACUUAGGAGAUUAAACCUGCAAGAUGAAGGAGUUUAUCAGUGCUAUACAUCAACAACAGACAAUGCCGAAUGUUCAAACAUAGACCUGAAGUUGGGAGCUUUCAUCACUCCUGCAAUAGAAUACCAAGAACAGGAUAGAGCUGACUAUUUAACAUGCUAUUUGUUUGGGGCUUAUCCCUCCCCAACUAUAACAUGGACAGAAAACAAUACAACAAACUCAGAAAGCAACACAGAAGUAUCAUCUUACCCUCCUUUCUUUGUUAAAAGCCAACUCAAAAUCACCAACUCAAAUUCCUCUUACCAAUGUAUUAUUGAAAAUUCAGUACUGAAUCAAAGAUGGAUUGGAAAAUGGAAAAGAAAAGAUACUAAUUUAACAACAGACGGUAAAAAAAUUUCAUUCCUAUGUGAACUUACAAAUGAGGAUUUUUCGCUGGAGAAAAACAGAAAUCUUAGUUGGUAUAGAGUAGAAAAUGCAUCCUCCACAAUUUUGGCAUCCUUUUCAAGCUCUUCAAGUAGCAUGGUCUUUGAUAAUCGGUUCACUUGGACCAAGGAUAUGAUGCAUGAAAGUAGAAACUUCUCUUUGACUUUAACACAUCCUAUUCAAUCAGAUAGUGGUAAAUACCUCUGCAACAUUUCAUCUAUAGACUCUACUCAGCUCAUGAUACAAUUUUUGACAGUUGAGCCACUUCCAGAAAAGUCUUCCUCCAACCAAAUUGUUUCUAUUACAGUAGCAGUGAUAAUCUCAUUAAUGAUAAUCUCUAUUGGUAUAUUAUUCAAGAAGAAGUGUAAUUCACACUACAGAUUUGUUCAUGCAAACCAAGAAGAGACACAGCAUGAAUCCUCCUUUUCUGAGACAAAAGACAUUUCCAAGGGAUCUCUUAAGAACUCUGGAAUCGGGGGCAGCGAGGUGGCACAGUAGCUAGAGCACCAGCCCUGAAGUUAGGAGGACCUGAGUUCAAAUGUGGCCUCAGACACUUAAUACAUCCUAGCUGUGUGACCCUGGACAAGUCACUUUACCCCAAUUGCCUCAGCAAAAAAAAAAAAAGAAGAAGAAGAAGAAGAAGAA